GUUGGUACAUGCUGACGAUCAAGUCACUGUAGACCUUUCCUCUUAAAAAAACAAGACAAUGUUUGUCCGAGGUGUCUCCCUAGUCUUUCCUAUCUGGAUUGCCUUCUUGUUCCAAGACAGCCUCUGCCAUUGUGAUCGCCCAAGCUGGGUCAGAGUUGGAUGGGAAAUUCUUCCAGAGGAUCUGGAGCAACUGCAGCUUGGAACUCCACUUCAAUCUAACUGCCUGCCCUACCCUCUGGACCAACUGUCUCACUGCUUUACUCACCUGGAAAUAGCCAAAGGAUGCUUCGAGGUUUUGUAUGUCAGCUGCAAAAUUAUACUUUUCUUCCUAGGGGGCUUAUGUGUACGCUGUCUAUGGAGCAAAUUGAGAAGACCGCAGAAGAAGGUGUCCGUGGAGACCUCUUCUGCUUUUGUCACGACAGAAUUUCAUGCUGAGUGCACCUGCAACGUGGACAAAAUGCUCUGCAGGCUGGUGGCAAACACGUCUAUCAUGAUGAAAUACCUAAAGGAUGUAUGCCACCAUCAUAGGAAUAAAGCCAGGCACCAGAACUUAAGUAAGAAGAGGAAGGAAGAAGAAAUUAAGGAUGAAGAGAUCUUCCCUAUUUGUCCAUCCUGCCACAGCUCCAGCAUGGAUACCAUAAUGCAGGAAGUAUAAGGGAAAGGACUCCUCCUUGGACAACAAUCAUAUUUUUGUGCUCUAAUAAUUGUUUAUCCAUAUUCUUUGCUACGAUGUUGCGAAGACAGGAGAGUGGGAAGGACAAGGAUAGAGCCAAUCUGAAGUCUAUGUCUGUUUGUCUGAACGUUUAUCUAACUAUGACAGUUUGAGAGUUGAAUGCUGUCGAUGUUCCCAUGGACAAGGUGGGGAAGGAG
This is a messenger RNA of Trachemys scripta elegans, 870 nucleotides long. RefSeq names its product testis expressed 50 (gene TEX50). NCBI's taxonomy places the organism in Eukaryota, Metazoa, Chordata, Testudines, Emydidae. The transcript has 2 exons. The coding region runs from base 59 to 655 and encodes 198 amino acids. The record is from RefSeq and is a predicted model, not a curated record.